This is a messenger RNA of Thlaspi arvense, 483 nucleotides long. The record is from the annotation of a GenBank genome assembly. Lineage: Eukaryota; Viridiplantae; Streptophyta; Magnoliopsida; Brassicales; Brassicaceae.
AUGAACUUCCUCUCUGAUCAGGUAAAGAAAUUCUCCGACUCGAAACCGGAGGAGCCGGACCACAACAAGCCAGUCGAAGGAACCGAGACAGCAAACAGACCAGCUUCCAACGCCGAGCUCAUGGCUAGUGCCAAGGUUGUAGCCGAAGCUGCUCAAGCCGCAGCUCGUAACGAAUCGGACAAACUCGACAAGGGUAAAGUCGCCGGAGCCUCCGCUGAUAUCUUAGACGCCGCCGAGAAAUACGCUAAGCUCGAUGAAAAGAGCGGCGCUGGUCAGUACCUCGACAAGGCCGAGAAGUAUCUCAACGACUACGAGUCUUCACACUCCACCGGCGCCGGGACUCCUGCUCCGGCAGCGGCGAGUCCAGGUGAACCGGCGGCGGCGAGUCCAGGUGAACCGGCGGCGGCGGUUAAGAAAACCGAUGAAGAGUCUGGCGGUGGGUUGGGAGGUUAUGCAAAGAUGGCUCAAGGUUUCAUGAAGUGA